Tachysurus vachellii is the source of this 3449-nucleotide messenger RNA. RefSeq names its product MAGUK p55 scaffold protein 3a (gene mpp3a). Gene Ontology annotation, cellular component: cell-cell junction; plasma membrane. The record is from RefSeq and is a predicted model, not a curated record. Bases 146 to 1984 code for a protein of 612 amino acids. NCBI's taxonomy places the organism in Eukaryota, Metazoa, Chordata, Actinopteri, Siluriformes, Bagridae. The transcript has 20 exons. Gene Ontology annotation, molecular function: protein binding.
GGAAAAGAGGCAAGGAGGCAGCACCAGACACCAGAGAGUGACGGAGAGUGAAAGGAUAACCGAGAGGAACGACAGAUCCAGAUCCUGAGCGAGAAGCAGACAGACAUAAAGAGAGGGAUACAGGUUACAUUCUGAGAGCUGAUCCAUGAUAGAAGCCAUGCCGGUCCUCUCAGCAGGUGCAGGGCUGCACGAGACACUGGCCCUGCUCACCUCUCAGCUGCGUCCUGAUGCUAAUCACAAAGAGGACAUGGUCUUCCUCAGAGACGUUUUCAGUGAGCGGAGCCUGACUUACUUAAUGAAGAUCCAUGAGAAGCUGCGUCAAUAUGAAAGGCAGAGCCCCACACCAGUGCUCCACAGCGCCUCCUCUCUUGCAGAAGAUGUUGCUGAGGAGCUGCAGAGCGGCCCCAUGAGUGUUGAGGAGAAAGAGCUGCUUCACUUGCUGACAUCACCUCACUUACGGGCCCUGUUGUCCGUUCAUGACAUAGUGGCGCAGAAGAACUUUGACCCCGUGCUGCCUCCACUUCCUGAUGACUUCGACGAGGAGCUGGAGGAAGAGUCGGUCAAGAUUGUACGUCUGGUCAAAAACAAAGAGCCACUGGGGGCCACCAUUCGGCGUGACGAGUCUACAGGAGCCGUCAUCGUAGCACGCAUUAUGAAAGGUGGCGCUGCUGACAGAAGUGGUCUGGUUCAUGUAGGUGAUGAACUUAGAGAAGUGAACGGUAUCUCAGUAAUGCACAAGAGACCAGACGAGAUCAGCCAACUAUUAUCUCAAUCUCAAGGCUCCAUCACGUUAAAAAUCAUCCCUGCUAUUAAAGAAGAGGACCGUCUGAAAGAGAGCAAAGUCUUCAUGCGGGCGCUGUUCGAUUACGUCCCUUUAGAGGACAAGGCCACGCCCUGUCAGGAGGCGGGGCUACCGUUUAAGCGUGGGGACAUCCUGCAAGUCGUGAGUCAGGAUGAUGCCACUUGGUGGCAGGCCAAGAGAGUCGGGGACAGCAACCUGCGUGCUGGACUCAUCCCAUCCAAACAGUUCCAGGAGAGACGCUUGACCUACAGACACAAAAUGGGCAGUUUACCCAAUUCCAAAUCCACCAAACAGACUGCAUACGACCAGGGAUGUGACAAAGAGGACUGUGACUGUGAGGGCUAUUUCAAUGGACACUACAUAGUCUCUUCGAAGUGUAAAGCGAUGGUGCCGUCCUGUGGCCAGGUGUUUUCCUGGGACUUUUAUACAGCUGGUCUGCGAAGGAGUUUCCGUCUGAGCCGUAAGGACCGGCGGAGUUCGUCAGGGGAGGCCAACGUGUCCGACCCCACCGAGCCCGAGCUGCUCACUUACGAGGAAGUAACACGAUACCAACAGCGGCCCAACGAGAGACCUCGGCUCGUAGUGCUCAUCGGGUCUCUUGGAGCACGAAUUAAUGAGCUGAAGCAGAAAGUUAUAGCAGAAAACCCUCAUCGCUAUGCUGUGGCUGUACCACACACGACGCGGCCGAGGAAGAGCCACGAGAAGGAAGGGGUUGAGUAUCACUUUGUCUCCAAGCAGGCCUUCGAAGCUGAUGCUCAGAACAACAAGUUUAUCGAGUACGGAGAGUAUAAGGACAACCAGUAUGGCACCAGUAUAGAGGCCAUCCGCUCUGUCCAAGCCAAGAACAAGAUGUGUCUGGUGGACGUGCAGCCUGAGGCGUUACACACGCUGAGGACCUCCGAGUUUAAGCCUUACGUCAUCUUUGUGAAACCGCGGAUCCCCGAGAGUCGUAGACGUCGCAGUGCUUCUUCUCCAGCAGCAGGAGAACACGGGAGAAUCACGGAGGAGGAUCUGCAGGAGAUGCGACAGUCAGUGCAGCAGAUCGAGCAAGAGUACGGCCAUCUGGUGGAUCACCUCCUGAUUAAGGAGGACACAGCGAGCGCCUGUUCAGAACUGCGCGUCCUCCUUGAGCGUCUGGAGAGGGAGACCUUCUGGGUACCAGUCAGCUGGGUUAGGAACUAAACACCUUCCAGCAUCCCAAAGCAGGACAACAUGGUCGGAUUCUAGACUUUAGUCCUUCAGUGAAAAACGGAACCGAGGACUGGAGACGGAUAAGAGAAGACUCGUCCUGGAGAAGAGGAACAAAAGGGAUAAUCCAUAAUCUAAAACCUUCUAAUAUGCACACACAGUAUGGACGAUAUGGAUUAUACAUAUUGUCGCUGUCAGGCGGAAUCCUCGUAUCUCCAAAACCGUUAUUUUUCAGGAAAUUAAAAAAACGCCGUACCUUAUCUGCAGUGUACAGGGUUUAGUUCGCGUUGCAGUGGAUUGUCUUGUGCUAAAUUCCUGUCCUCAGACGAGCACCAGAACUAGCGGGGGUCAAGAUUUUUUUUUCUUUGAGCCCAGUGUUUUGAAGACAUUUACCUCAGAAGACGUGUUGAUUCGUUGCGACUCUUCUUGAGGAGAAAUAUGCCGCGGACUGAGGAAGAGGUGGACAGUUGAAGUGUCCAAUGGAGUUAUGAGAUUUGCUCUUAAGCUAUUUUCAAGACUUUAGAUUGGUUAAUAACUUGUAAAAAUAACAGACCCAUGUGGAGACUGACCAAUAGCAUCGAUAUGGGAAAAAAUAUGAAAUUGACCAAAUUUGGACAUACGAGGUUUCCGCCCGACAGCGACGAUAUGCACCAUGGCUGCUUGUUUUUUCAUAUCAUUUAUUUAAACGAUCAUGAAAUUAUUCUAUUAACCACUUUUGGUAUUUUAUUUUAAAAAUCAUGCACUGUGUCAAAACAUAUUUCAUGCUGCACAUCCCCCAACGUAGGUGUGGUGUGGGGUGUGUGUGUGUGGGGGGACGCUAUUUUUUGCGAUUUUAAUGAAAUGCAUUCAACACACAAUUUAGUGAUACGAUAGGUGUUAUUAAUGCGCAUUGUAGAUCCAUCUUAAUAUGAUGUGACAAAAAAGUUAAGGAUAACCGUCAGCUCGCGGUAGAGUGCAAAAGUUUGCGCACCCACAGUAUAAAACAUGCAUAAAAUGCGUGUUAGGUUUCAAGUGGUCAAACCGUGUAUGUUAAAAUAUUAAUAGUGGACAAAUGAAACGGAAAACUGAAUGUGAUAUAAUAGUAAUAUUCUGUAAUUUCACGUAAAAGCGUUGAAUUUCUCCACCUAGGAACCACAGGGGAUGCAAACCUUUGCAUUCUGUUGUACAUUGUAAAGUGUAUUUGUGACAUUGAAAUCUAAAAUGUAAUUUCACCUUCAUCAGCCGUCGUUUUAAAACGAAGACCAACUAUCCGAGUAACCGGAAUUAUACAGAUAAACGAAUGUGGAGGUAUUUUAACGCAUGAGCCUUUGGGUUUCCUGCUGCAUAUUAAACACAUGUUGAACCCUGGAUGUGGUGAAGUUGAUGUUUCUGAACAUAAGGAUUUGGAUUUGUUUGAUCAAAAAACGCUACAGUAGCAUCUGAGUCGGGUUUGAAUGCAAUAAAACAUUUUACAGGUUCA